Molecule: messenger RNA, 2262 nt
Organism: Durio zibethinus
Lineage: Eukaryota; Viridiplantae; Streptophyta; Magnoliopsida; Malvales; Malvaceae
Source: RefSeq, a predicted model, not a curated record
UAUAAUGCUACUUUUGCAGGUUUUUGUGAAUUGACAAGUCUCCAAUACUUGGAUAUUGGCUACAAUAAUUUAAGGGGUAACUUGCCCGAGUGCUUCUCCAAUCUCACAUCGCUUGAAAGUUUGCUUCUUUAUUCCAAUCAAUUUUCUGGAAGUAUAUCUGCCCUUAAGAGUUUAACAUCCCUCCGAACGUUGGAUCUUUCAGACAAUUACUUUGAAAUCCCAAGCUCAUUAGGACCCUUGUUCAACCUUUCAAAACUCCAGUCCAUCUUUGCGGACAACAAUACCAUAUAUGCUGAAACCGAGAUGCAUUCUUUGGCCCCAACAUUCCAACUGAAAGAGAUCAGCAUAUCUAGUUGUGUUGGAUCAUUUCCUCAAUUUCUCUAUCAUCAACAUGACUUGCGGCAUGUUUAUCUAUCUAACAUCAAUUUGAAAGUGGAAUUUCCAAAUUGGUUGUUGGAGAACAACACAAAUUUAUAUGCAUUAGAUCUCGCCAACAACUCUUUCCUGGGACCAUUUCAGUUACCUUCCCUUUCACAUACAGCUUUAUCAUACUUGGAUAUCUCCAAAAAUUCCUUCUAUGGCAACAUUCCAAAUGAAAUUGGAGCAAAACUACCAUCAUUAUGGUUUUUGAACAUGUCAAAAAAUAAUUUUGGCGGUAGCAUUCCAGUUUCAAUCGGAGAUAUGAAUUCUCUACGAACCUUGGACUUGUCUAACAACAAAUUGACAGGAGGAUUACCAGAGCACUUGGCAAUGGGCUGUUCCUUAUUAAGUGUUCUUAUAUUGUCAAACAACAGAUUGCAAGGCUCGAUGUUCUCUUCAAAUUUUAACUUGAUAAACUUGAGGGAGUUGCAACUGGAUAUGAAUCUCUUCUCUGGAAGGAUCCCAGAUUGUUUGUCUAAUUGUACCUUUUUGACAACAUUGGAUCUUAGCGAUAACCAACUCUUUGGUGAUAUACCAAGGUGGAUGGGGAAUAUGUCAAGUUUGGAAGAAAUUGUCAUGGCAAAUAAUCAUCUUGAAGGUCCAAUCCCCAAGGAGUUUUGCCAGCUCAAUCUUAAUCUUAAACUUCUGGAUCUUUCGGUGAACAGUAUCUCUGGGAGUCUGCCAUCUUGCUUCAGCCCUUUAUGGAUCAGUCAAGUUCAUUUAUCAAGAAACAAGCUACAAGGGCCACUCACAGAUGCAUUUCGUAACAGCACUAUCUUGGUGACAUUAGAUCUCAGUAAUAACCGCUUAACUGGAAGCAUUCCAAAUUGGAUUGGCAGGCUUUCUCAGUUGAGUUACCUUCUCCUAAAUAACAACCACUUUGAAGGUGAGAUUCCGGUUCAGUUAUGCAAGUUGGGUCAGUUAAGCUUGAUUGAUCUUUCUAAUAACAAACUUUCGGGUACAAUUCCUCCUUGCCUGAAGAUUACAACACUGAAUGAUGUAUCCCAAGAGUAUGUCCGUUAUGUUGCUGCUGUUGCACAAGCUCCCAGUUCUUUCUCUCCUGAUGAGCCAAUAGAGUUCACAACAAAAAACAUAUCCUACUCUUACAAGGGAAGAGUCCUCACUUUACUUUCUGGAAUUGAUCUCUCUUGCAACAAGUUGACUGGUGAGAUUCCCCAUGAAGUAAAAAACUUCCGAAAAAUCAUUGCUUUGAAUUUGUCUCACAACAGUUUAACAGGACCAAUACCACCAGCGGUUUCUGAACUCAAGCAAAUUGAGAGUCUUGAUCUUUCUCACAACAACUUGAGCGGGAAAAUCCCUUCUCAACUUGUGGGGUUGACUUACUUGUCUUCAUUCAGUGUGGCAUACAACAAUUUAUCCGGAAGUACACCUGAAAGGACCGCGCAAUUUGCAACCUUCGAAGAAGGCAGCUACCUGGGAAAUCGUUUUCUUUGUGGCCCACCGUUGCCAAACAAUUGCUCAACAGAUGGACCAUCUUCAUUAACGCCAACGGCUUCAACUGACAAUGGCUCAAUUGACAUGAAUGUCUUUUAUGUAAGUUUUGUUGUGUCCUACGUCAUGGUGCUACUGAGUAUUGCCAUUGUGCUGUAUAUUAAUCCUUAUUGGAGACGAGCAUGGUUCCAUCAUAUAGAAGCAGGCAUCACUUCUUGCUACUAUUUUGUGGAAGACAACAUUCUACCUAAACGAUUCCAUUGUGGAAAUAUGUAGCCAACCCAUGUUUGGUUGGUCACCAUUUCUCUUUGUCAACGACUCCUACUUGAUCUAGGGGUUUGUGGUAGACAAUUUUUCUUCUUUCCAAUUUGUUUUUUUUAUCCCCUACAA